AGGAAAUAUGGCUUUAAACACAGUGAUCGCAUUCACGACAAUACUGCUGUCAAUAUUCGUGGUUACAAUUUUUGCGAGCGAACAAAACAAACCCGGCCAAUUAUAUAAGUUAUGUGGCAACGAUUUUAUCGCGGCCUAUCAGGAUUGCUGCGAUUAUGGUUACCCAGCGUGUGCCAGUAUGGCCUCAAGUGAUGGCAAUAUUGAGGCCCUGGAACCAGUGCCGGACCCAUGUGAGGGCAAAUUGAAGGCUCUGGAGAGAAGAGGUGAGUGGAAUGGGUACGUUUACACACCUUAACUUGGAGGUGGGAGUAUAAAUAGUAGGGGGCGAGGUGGCCAACAUGGUCAUGAGUACGGAGGGUAGGAUUGAAGUCGUGGGGGUUGACAUAUUAGGGCAAAGAGGUCCCCAUGCAGCAUGUGCCCUUACUCCUCACUAUAAGGCGGUCUAAAAUGUGUAUAUAGAAUUCGCUCGAAAUAUGCAUCCAUGCAAAAGCCUUCAACUCACAAUGAUGUUGCUUCUACCAACAGGUAAGCGACAUGUGAUCAUGAUGCCAUCGAGAGUGGCCAAACAUUUCCUGGGUUCACGAUGGAAGCGCGACCUGGGCCAUACUGCUGUGAUGGAGGAAUGCUGUAACGAGGGCUGUUCUUACAAAGAGAUUGCCGAGUAUCCAUGUUUCAGCUGA
Molecule: messenger RNA, 680 nt
Organism: Paramuricea clavata
Lineage: Eukaryota; Metazoa; Cnidaria; Anthozoa; Malacalcyonacea; Plexauridae
Source: the annotation of a GenBank genome assembly